CCGCCUGCCAUUGACAGUGCUGACCCACGGUCCUUGACUUCGCUCGGCCUCACGAUCGCUCCUUCAAUCUUCACACCUGCGAACGUGGCGUGACUGCCUGAUCGCGACACAUUCCAGGUAGCUCCGGGCAACGACGACGGCUGUGGUUGCGACCCUGAAGAGCAAGAGCUCUGCCUGCCGUCUGGGCCGCCGAUUACCUCUCCACACCCUACGACUCUAAUUCCAACAACAUCCAAUUCUACCCACAGAUGUGAUACACGCUCGACCGGGAAUCCGUGAACAGCCAGCAGCGUACCGCCCAAGCUCAAGCCCAAGCCCAAAUCCGGGAUCCGUGAAGCGCUUCGUCAUCACUCUCCAGUUCCACGCGGCAAGCCAUCAUCUUUCUGCCACCACGACUGUACAGCCUGCAGCUCAUCUGGACCGCUGUUCGCCUGCUGCACUGCACUGCUCUGUGCUAUAACGACGACUGCCGGAGUGAACCCCUCGAACAUCAUCAUCAUCACCCUAACCCAGACCCCACUUGCAUCUGAGACUGAGACUGAGCCCCCGACUGCAGUACACAUACCGACCGGGCCAUUUGGAUGCUGCAUGCCCCUUUGAUGCUCGACCAGGCAUAGCAGCACACCAACCUCAGGCAACACAUUGGCUCCACGCUCAAGCUCCCUCCCAACGACUCAUCUCUUCCGCCUGACUCGACACGGCCUCACCUCCCACCUCUACCUUUCUUCUGUCACAUAUUCACCACACACUUGGUUACCACCACCCAACCCCGACUGCCACGCCCGUCUCUUUGUUCACGACCCGUAACGACUUAUUUACCGACCGCCAACUACUGCUCCUUGACGGACGCCCCCCCUCGCCCGCCGUGCGGCGACUUAUUGCACUUCCGACAUCUGCAAAUACGUACAAAUGAUAAACACGACGAUCCUUACGUUCCUUUGAAUAGCACAUUUGCACCCGACGAAUUGAUUUCCGAGCAAGCGAGCGUUUGAGCGGCUUUCCUGUAUUGUUAUCUUGGAUUGGAACCGGAGUUGAAGAGAGUGCCCUCCUAUCGGGAAAAGUUUACGACUUGUUGGCGUUGCUAGACGUUGGCGUACGUGUGUGUUUACGAACAUUCGACACAUCUGCUCCGACUUCACUCUAUGGCUUGUAUGCGAGAUGGCUUUGAACAAGGACGCCUUCUCGAUAACGGACGGUUUAUAACCGUCUCACCACUCAACCAUGGAUCAUUCGGUAUGGUACUGGCCGCCAGGGAUACCACCACUGGGAAUGAUGUCGCCAUUAAAUGCAUCACCAAGCCUGGAGCUCCCUCCGUGUGUCCAGCUGCUAUCUCGACCGACGAACGUUCAGAGGAGCUCGCAAUCCAUUCCAAGCUGCCACGUCAUCCCCACAUUGUGAACAUGAUCACCAGCUUCGAGACCAACAACCACCAAUAUAUGGUUCUGGAACUCUGCAGCAAUGGCGAUUUGUACGAAGCCAUUCGACUUGGCAAGGGACCUUUGGAGACUGGUCACGUCCGUGACUUCAUGCUGCAGCUUGUCAGUGCUGUCGAGCACUUGCAUGCCAACGGUGUCUACCACCGUGACAUCAAGCCCGAGAACAUCUUCCUGACAUCUGAUGCAACCAUGAAGCUUGGAGAUUUUGGAUUGGCAACUACUGAGACCUGGUCUACUGAAUUUGCCGUGGGCUCCGACCGCUACAUGGCACCAGAGCAGUACGAUGCUGGCGUUUACGGCUAUGGAUAUUCUCCGGCAGCAGCUGAUAUUUGGGCAAUCGGUAUUGUCUUGCUAAAUGUCAUCUUCCAGCGCAACCCUUUUGCUGUUCCCACACCAAAGGACCCACUGUUCAACGACUUUGCUCGCGAUCGCCAAAGCAUGUUCGACGUCUUUCCAAACAUGAGCCAGGACACCUACAACAUCUUGCAACAUUCUCUGGCUCUAGAUCCUGCCAACAGGUCACUUUCGGCCGUCCGCGAGGCUCUUGAGAAUGUAGUCAGCUUUACGACAGACGACGAGGUCCUGGACGAUGAUUUCUGCACCAACGAGACUGAGCUUGUACCCGUUGCUACUGCUGCUCGUGAGCCUCUCCGUACGCCGUCGCUCACCAGUCCCAACCUAUCAUCUGGCGACUCCUUCCCAUGGGCCACUGCUCUGCUUAAGACGCCUCAGAAGCAGUCACGACAGCUGUCAACCAUCCGUGACGAGGACUUCGACCUGUUCCCAGAAUCCGCCAACAACUCAGAAUGGCAGUAUGUCGAUACUGACGAGGCCUCACUGUCUUCCAACCUCGAUUCUGGGCUCGGCAUGUCUUACAAAUCCACCAAGUCUUCCAAGUCGAUGCAAUCAAUCGACUCUGCUAAGCGCAUGUCUGGCUUCGUGGGAUCCUUGCCAAUCAGCUUCUCUCGUCCCUCCACCAAGUCGUCUCCAUAUGUUGCCAACGGCUUCUCUAAGAGCUGGAGUGACUUGUGGGAUGAGGAAGAGGAAAUGCAGAUCGAAGAGCAUCCACUCGAAGAUGCUGGCAUCGGAGCAAGCAUGGACAUUGACCGCGUUACUAUUGCCAAGCCAUGCACGCCUCAGCUUCCAACUGUGACCGAAGAUGGUCGUGGAAGUGUGACCCCUCGUCAAGCUUUCGCAACCAUUGAUGCUAAUGUCGGCGCUGCGACACCCUUGCGGGAGUCAGUCAACCUCAGCGAUGUCAAGCCAGAGGAGAAGCCUGUAUUGGUCAAGACCAAGUCAUCGUCGAUCCUCGACAAGUGGGCUGCCUUGGGAAGCUUCCGUCGUGCCAAGCAGCAAGAGUCAGCAUCCGUUGCGACUGCUGCUGUCACGCCGGCAAAGACCAAGUACUCUGAGGCUUUCGCAAGCUUCACGCCCUUCAGCAGCAGCAAGAAGGCGAAGCCGACACCCAAGACCCAGCAAAAGCAGCGUGAGCGUGCCCCAAGCUGGCGUCAAGGUAGCCCACAGCGACUUCGCUCCUCCUCCUUCAACAGCAGCAAGGUUUGGCAAGAUGAUAACAACUGGCGCGAGCACAAACACCAACCAAAUAUGAAUACGACGACACUGCCGAUGUCGAUGCCCAUGGCUAUGCCCACGCCUGUGCGUCGGUCGAUCGGACCCAAGAAGCGUAGCCCCGAGAGGAGCUUCCUUGAUGAUGUCCUUGACGAUGAUAUAAAGGACGUAGAUCUUGAGUGGUCUGGAUGGCGUAUGGACGACCUCCACUUGUAGAUUGACCUCGACUUGUAUUUCAACCUGGCCCUACUUUGUCCAAGAUGUUUCACUUCACACACGGCGCAGCUCUGCAGAGGGAUUGGAGUUCAAUAUGGAAAUUGCUAUGGAGAUUUGGAAAGGGGUGCCGGUGAGCACCCAGGGAGUUCUAACAUGAGAAACUGCAGAGGAAGAUACCACAUUUGUUUUCAAUAGGACAAAGUAGGGGAGGCUGACGAGUCCAGCUCAACUCGUUCUGUAGAAUUAGCUUCCCGCCCUCAAGAAGAGGUGCGAGUGUGAACAAUACAGAUUCUACCACUCA
Pseudocercospora fijiensis CIRAD86 is the source of this 3522-nucleotide messenger RNA. RefSeq lists its product as uncharacterized. The coding region runs from base 1143 to 3221 and encodes 692 amino acids. Lineage: Eukaryota; Fungi; Ascomycota; Dothideomycetes; Mycosphaerellales; Mycosphaerellaceae. The transcript has a single exon. Gene Ontology annotation, biological process: protein phosphorylation. Gene Ontology annotation, molecular function: protein kinase activity; ATP binding. The record is from RefSeq and is a predicted model, not a curated record.